UCUUCGGACUCGACAGAGAUGAACACAUGGAAUAUAUCAAAUAGCGACGAAUUCGUGGGUCCUUGUUCCUGCACCUCAGAAAUCACUCAGGAAACAACAGACGAGAAAGUUAAUAUUUAUUCAUUAGGAAUGAACACUAUAUCGGAACACACGGACGAUACGUCUAAAACUGUAAACGAAACAGAAACCCAAAAUGAAACGACUGUUACCGAAAGUACUACAGAAAACACAGAGGGAACGGAAAGUUUGGCGGACACUUUGGAAAAACGCAAUGCGAAGGCUCCGAGUUAUCACGGGAAAUUCGACGAAUCUUCCGAAUACGAGGGGCAGAGCGAUUUGGAAGAAACGAAGAAAGAGACGACAAACGUUAGUGAAACUGGACGAAACGAAGUUAGGAUGAAAGGUGGUGCGUCCAUGAAAGAGGAUGCAAGAAGAUCGAUAGCUCGUAGAGGGACUGAGAAAACUUCCACACUUGCGGAAGAGGAUAGUACGAAGUUACUCGAUCCACUAGCGGGCUUGGAAGUGUUUGACGUUCACAAAAAAUCGAAGAGAAGGCCUAGACGCACUGGACUCGAGACAAUUAUGAAACGAGAAGUGGAAGAGAAGAAAAUUGAAGAGAAUAAUGCUGAAGAGAAAGUAACUAAGGAGGAAAAGGCUGAGAAGAAGAAAACCAAAGAGAAGGAAGCCGAAGACGAAAAGGGUACGGAUAAAAAUGCUGAAGAGAAAAGAACCAUGGAGAAAAAAGCUGAAAAGAAGGAGACUGAAGAACCUCCGGAUGUAGAUGACAAAACUAAAAAAAGAUCCGUCGAUGCGCAAACUGUUGGAUCGAAGAUGGACAAAGCCACCGAUUUACCCGAUAAAAGCAAAUAUACGCAAACAAAAUUCCAUAAGUACGAUGGCAAAAUGAAAAGUGAAAACACUGGAAGAGAUAGUGUAACUCCAGAUGCAAAAGGUUCUGAGAAGGAUUUGAAAGAAGAGGUCACCGAAGGAAAGGAUAAGUCUUCGAAAAGGAAGAAGCGCGGAGAGAAAAGAUUAAAAUGCGAAGACGAGAAGUCACCUCGAAGAUCGAGGUGGAAACAAUCAAGCGAGAAAGAUAGAUUGGACAAAGCUACUGCAGUCUUGUGUGAAAGAUCGACAGACAGAAGAAGGGAAACAGAAAAAUGGAAUCAGAGCACAGAUAAAUAUUCUCCAUAUGACCGUCGUACGCAGUAUCCUGUACAACAAUAUUCUGAUCAGUUCUCUCGAAUGGGUGAUGUUUCGUGGAAUGAUCGAUUUGAAGAAAAUGAUUUUUCAUGGACCUGUCGAUCCCAUCCCUGUAAUUAUCAACCAGAUAUUUGCAGCAAAUGUGUUUCUGAGCGCCGCGACGAUGUUUUCAGACACCUCAGAGAUUCUACAGAAUCAUCGAUAAGAAGGUUUGAAAUGCCUAUGGUAAAGAAAUAUUUACCUAUGUACCAAAGUCCGGAGUUAAUUGAAGAACUGAAAAAGCAUGAUCGAAUGAAAUUAAUUCGCGAAAGGGAAGCCAGGAGUCGCAGACAAGCGAGCUCCCCUCGAACUCCGGUUUCUGUAUCGGUUUGUUCAAAAAUAGGUUACCAAAAACCCAAACGUAUCGUUACGUGCCACCCUCCAGGUUCCUUGGUUGACGAAGAUAAUAGACUCCCUUAUCAAGAGACGCAAGCUUAUAAAAACGUGUUGUGUGAGUUUCGAAAGACCGAGCAUCGGAGACGUCCCGAAAAUCGCGAAGAAACCGAACCCCUGAUAAAUUUGUCCAAAAGAGCGGAUAAAUCCAAAAAAGUGAAGCAAUUGUAUCCAUCUCCAGGUCGAAAGCGUAAAAAAUCUGAUACCGUAAAGAAAUUCGCUAACAAAAUAAUUACGUCGAUCAGGCCUGUCACGUGUAAAAAACACAAGUGCAAGAGUCAUGCUCAGAAUUUAACGUUGGAAGAAAUGGAUACUUCGCGUUACGAUUAUUCGUUAGAUCCGGAGGUUUUGAGCGAUGUAUCCCCUUGCAAAUGCUCAAAAGAGGCUUCUACUUCUGCUGAUGAAACGACAGAUAACAACGACUCGACUCAAUGA
Hylaeus volcanicus is the source of this 2070-nucleotide messenger RNA. RefSeq lists its product as uncharacterized. The record is from RefSeq and is a predicted model, not a curated record. Lineage: Eukaryota; Metazoa; Arthropoda; Insecta; Hymenoptera; Colletidae. The coding region runs from base 19 to 2070 and encodes 683 amino acids. The transcript has 7 exons.